UGCAAAUGAGCAGGUGCGGUGGCGGCGGGCCCGCGGCGGCGGCCGGGGCUCCGGGGAUGUUUAGAGGCGCGCUGGGCACGGCCGCCGCACUCACUCCGGGCUGCCCGCCGCGCGCUCCGGUGCCCCGCCAUGGCCCCCGCUCCGGACCCCGCUCCGGCCCCCGCCGCCGCCUUCUCCCCCGACGAGGUCCAGCGGCGCCUGGCGGCCGGCGCCUGCUGGGUCCGCCGCGGCGCCCGCCUCUACGACCUCACCGACUUCGUGCGGCACCAUCCCGGGGGCGAGCAGCUGCUGAGGGCGCGGGCUGGCCAGGACAUCACCGCCGACCUGGAGGGACCGCCGCACCGGCACUCGGACAACGCGCGCCGCUGGCUCGAGCAGUACUACGUGGGCGAGAUGCUCGCGGACCCGCAGGCUUCCACGGAGAAUGGAGCUGUGGCUGCUGCGGGAACUCAGAAGACAGACCCUGGCAUUGAGCCUAGGUUCACAGUGGUGGAUUGGGACAAGGACCUGGUAGACUGGCAGAAGCCUCUCCUUUGGCAAGUGGGCAGCUUGGGAGAGAAGUACGAUGAAUGGGUUCACCAGCCAGUGACCAGGCCCAUCCGUCUCUUCCAAUCAGACCUCAUCGAGGCCUUGUCCAAGACUGUCUGGUACAGUGUCCCCAUCGUCUGGCUGCCUCUGAUGCUGUAUCUCAGCUGGUUCUACUACCGAACCCUUGCCCAGGGCAAUGUCCGACUCUUCACAUCGUUCACAACAGAGUACUCAGUCACAGUCCCUAAGUCCGUGUUCCCUGGCCUCUUCAUGCUGGGAGUAUUACUCUGGAGCCUCGUUGAGUACCUCAUCCACCGCUUUCUGUUCCACAUGAAGCCCCCCAGCCACAGCUAUUACCUCAUCAUGCUACACUUCGUCAUGCACGGCCAGCACCACAAGGCACCCUUUGAUGGCUCCCGCCUGGUGUUUCCCCCUGUGCCAGCCUCUCUGGUGAUCGCCUUCUUCUACGUACUCCUGCGGCUCAUCCUGCCCGAGGCAGUGGGGGGCACCUUGUUUGCGGGGGGUCUCCUAGGGUAUGUCAUCUACGACAUGAUCCAUUACUACCUACACUUCGGCUCACCACACAAGGGCUCCUACCUGUACAGCAUGAAGGCCCACCACGUCAAGCACCAUUUCGAACACCAGAAGUCAGGAUUUGGCAUUAGUACUAAGUUGUGGGAUUACUGUUUCCACACCCUCAUUCCAGAGGAACGCCAUCUGAAGACGCAAUGACAACUCCCAGCCUUUCUACCCUGCCUUCAGUCCAGCCCUGGCUCCUUCAUUCUGUGCUCUGCCAUCCCUACAACCCUCCAUCCAGGCCUUGCUAAGAAGGCUGACCUGCGCAAGAAAGCUGGGCUUUGUCCAGUCCUGGGACUUGGAGGCGGGGACUAAGGAGGCCCUGUGGCAGGAUGGCCAGGUCCAGCCCACUGUGGGAAGAUCAAAUUACCUUAUGGCUGGGUGACUCUUCGGGACUGGCUUAUUCCCAGAGCAUCCUGGCCUGGCCACUGGCAUCCCUGCCCAAGCCUUCGUCUACGUCUACAGGACUGCUUCAGGGCCCCGCUAAUGACCCCUAGGGGCAUGAAGGAAACCGACCCCACCUGUGCCUUAGCUCCCUGGAGCCGCCCCAAGUGGUGGAGGGACCAGUGGUCACAGGAGGAGAAGGAUGUGCAGAGCCUGCUGCCCAUCUUUCCCUCCUGUCCUUCCCAGAGAGGGACUGGUGGCUUGAGGUGAAUGAAGAGCUCUCACAGAUAAGACAGCAUGAUACCUCGCACAAGCCCCCAACACCAGGUCCACGCCGGCACCUCUGGUCCCUGCCAGCCAUAGAUGCCAGCUGUACUGCCAGCUGUACUCAGCAGCAGUACUCGCACUCUCCCAUAGCCAGCCCUCACCUGCUCGGGACAGACAGCCGGAGUGUGGCUGGAGCAGUCCACAAGGCCAGUGGGAGACGCUGGCUCUUGUCUUUGGGAAUCACCAGCUGCUCUACCCAUCUCUUCUCUGCCCCAGAGUCACAAAAUUCUCCCCCAAGGGAAGCUGAAAAGGCUUCUCCAUUGGUGGGAGCCCCAGCCCAGCUCCCCAUCACGCCUGACCUCUAAGGGGGAGUCUGCCCACUCUCAGGACCCUCCCAGCCAGUGCCUCCUGAAGCUAAGAAGGGCCCUUCACGAAGUGCCUUCACGCCCUCCACCCUCACUGCUGCUGGGAGGGUCUCAUUUCUAAAUGGCAUAAACGUCCUUAGUCUGACUACAGAUCAAAUAGCUGCUCCAACGGCCCUUCCUUCCUAAUCCUAUGUGUUUAGUCUAUGGAAAGGGGGGAGGGAAAGUCAUCUGCUUUGGUUUUGUCCCUUUCUUACCCACAAACCAUUACUACUUGAAACUUGACAAAAGCUCAAUGAGUGUAAAGGCUUAACGCGUGACGGAUCCUGUGAUUUGUACUGUUUACUGCGAGGCUAUUUAAAGAUUUUUGAAUAAUUAUACAAAACUACAAUUGUGAAAUAAGGAUGUAAAUAAAUUGUAUAUUUUGAAAAAUAGAAUAUAUUAAAAACAACAACA
This is a messenger RNA of Perognathus longimembris pacificus (Pacific pocket mouse), 2573 nucleotides long. RefSeq names its product fatty acid 2-hydroxylase (gene Fa2h). Gene Ontology annotation, molecular function: fatty acid 2-hydroxylase activity; iron ion binding; heme binding. Gene Ontology annotation, cellular component: endoplasmic reticulum; membrane. The transcript has 7 exons. The record is from RefSeq and is a predicted model, not a curated record. The coding region runs from base 130 to 1260 and encodes 376 amino acids. NCBI's taxonomy places the organism in Eukaryota, Metazoa, Chordata, Mammalia, Rodentia, Heteromyidae. Gene Ontology annotation, biological process: fatty acid metabolic process; lipid biosynthetic process.